AUGUUGAGGUAUUUUAAGAAAAUACGAGAUGAACCUACUUCAAACAAGUCAUCUCCCCCUCCACCACCUCCUCCUCCUCCGCCUCCUCUACCAGCUCCUCUUGAUGCUAACUCAAAUGAGUAUCCUAGUGAUCCUGGGCUAAGAAAGCACAUUCUUGAGUAUAAUGUUAAUGAAAGGGAGAUUGUUCGACGUUACUAUUUGCAAAAAGAAUACAGCAUUGCAAAAGAUGCGGCUUUUUGUCUUUAUUGCUAUUUAUUCAAAGCGGAUCAUGGUGGUCAAAGUGGUGGUGAUUCUUUUGUUACUGAGGGAUUUAAAAAUUGGAGAAAGAAAGAAAAAUUUAAUGAACAUGUUGGAAAUCAGAGCAACAUUCACAACAGAGUUGCACUAGACAAUGCUCCCUCAAAUCUCAAAUUGACAUCGCCUGAUAUUCAGAAAGAUAUUAUCAGAUCCAUUGCUUAUUUAACCACUAAUUCUAUUCUUGGAGAUCUCGGUGAUGAAUUAUUUACUAUAUUGGUUGAUGAGGCUCGUGAUAUAUCUGUUAAAGAACAAAUGGCAGUUGCUUUACGGUUUGUAGAUGAAAGGGGAAAUAUUGUUGAGCGCUUUCUAGGCCUUGUACAUGUAAGCGACACUACUGCCUUAUCACUUAAAACUGCUAUUGAUUCUUUGUUGUGCCAACAUGGAUUAUCUAUAUCUAAUUUGCGGGGGCAAGGAUACGAUGGAGCUAGCAAUAUGAGAGGAGAAUUCAAUGGCUUAAAAAGCUUAAUUAUGAUGGAGAACCCUUCUGCUUAUUAUGUUCAUUGUUUUGCUCAUCAACUGCAGCUUACACUUGUAGCUGUUGCUGAAAAUCAUAUAAGAAUUUCUACUUUUUUUGAUGUGGUUGCACAAUUGAACAAUAUUGUUGGAGCGUCAUGCAAGCGAAGAGAUAUACUUCGUGACAAACAAUUUGAAAAAGUUAUUAAAGGAAUUUGCAAUGGUGAUAUCUUCACUGGACAAGGUAUGAAUCAAGAGAUGACAUUAAAAAGAGCUGGGAGCACACGUUGGGGUUCACAUUAUAAUACAUUGUUAAGUUUGAUACAUUUGUAUCCUUCAAUUAUUGAUGUUCUUUUAUUUGUUGAAGAGGAGGGAAAAGAUCACAAGCAAAGGGCACAAGCAAAUAAUCUGUUGGAAUUGAUUGGAAAAUAUGAAUUUAUAUUUCAGAUGCACUUAAUGAAGAAUAUCUUGGGAGUCACGAAUGAUUUGUCGCAAGCUUUACAAAGAAAAGAUCAAGACAUUGUAAAUGCCAUGAUUCUUGUAAGAUCAAGCAAACAUCAACUGCAAACUAUGAGAGAUGAUGGUUGGGAUUUGUUACUGAAUGAAGUUUCUUUAUUUUGUGUUAAGUAUGAGGUAGUCACCCCGCACAUGGAAGACUUGUUCGUCUUUCAUGGGAGAUCACGACGAAAUAUUGAAGGAAGGACAAAUCUUCACUAUUAUCGUGUUGAAACAUUUUAUGAAGUGAUAGAUUUGCAACUUCAGGAGUUGAACAGUCGCUUUAACGAGGUGAACACGGAGUUGUUGUUGUGUAUGAGUUGUCUUGAUCCAUCAAAUUCAUUCUCUGCUUAUGAUAAGAGAAAAUUACUUCAGUUUGCUCAGUUUUAUCCAUCCGAUUUUUCCCCAAUGGAGUUAAUGCAUCUUGAGCCCCAACUUGAUAACUUUAUUUUUGAUAUGCGGAGUAGCAAUCAAUUCUCUGAGGUUGUGGGGAUUAUCCAACUUGCUAAAAGGAUGGUUCAAUUGAAAAAACAUCGUCUGUAUCCUUUGGUGUAUUUACUUUUGAAGUUAGCAUUGCUAUUACCUGUUGCAACUGCAACUGUAGAGAGAGUGUUUUCAGCAAUGAAAAUAAUCAAAACCUCACUUCGAAAUCGGUUGGGAGAUGAUAUGGUAAAUGAUUGUUUGAUACCAUAUAUUGAGCGAGAUAUGUUUGAUACCAUUGAUACUGAAGCUAUUAUUCAGCAUUUUCAAAAUAUGAAAUCUCGAAGAGUGAUAUUGUAA
Molecule: messenger RNA, 2025 nt
Organism: Zingiber officinale
Lineage: Eukaryota; Viridiplantae; Streptophyta; Magnoliopsida; Zingiberales; Zingiberaceae
Product: zinc finger MYM-type protein 1-like
Exons: 3
Coding region: 1-2025 (674 amino acids)
Molecular function (GO): protein dimerization activity
Source: RefSeq, a predicted model, not a curated record